Messenger RNA from Sebastes umbrosus (honeycomb rockfish), 2501 nucleotides. RefSeq names its product Down syndrome cell adhesion molecule homolog. Gene Ontology annotation, molecular function: protein binding. The coding region runs from base 76 to 1812 and encodes 578 amino acids. The transcript has 14 exons. The record is from RefSeq and is a predicted model, not a curated record. Lineage: Eukaryota; Metazoa; Chordata; Actinopteri; Perciformes; Sebastidae.
CCACACUGUUGUUUGGUUGCAGUGUCUCUUAGCAGGUGGACUAAACUCUUGGAUUGACUCCGAGACGAGAGUAAGAUGAUUUGUUUUGGCAGGAGACGCCUCUCUCUGUGUUGCAAUCUCCUCUUUUGUCUACUCCUAGGUUGUGUGUCUGCAGAAAACAUCAUAGCCAGAGUGGGAGAAGAUGUGACUUUGAUAUGCAACUAUGAUGCCAAGUCCAAGGGCAAGCUUUCUAUGUGCUGGGGUCGAGGAGCCAUCCCCAACAGUGGCUGUGCCAAUGAGGUGAUCAAGUCAGACGGCACGUCGGUGAUCAACAGGCUGUCAGAGCGUUACCUGCUCAAGGGGAACAUUGGUGAGGGGGAUGUGUCGCUGACCAUCAGGCAGGUUGAGGAGGGCGACUCCGGGAUGUACGGCUGCCGUAUAGAAAUACCGGGAUGGUUCAAUGACCACAAACACCAGAUGACUCUGACGGUAGUGGCAGUACGCCCUAACCCCCUGAAGGUGGAGACAAGAGAAGUGAAGGAAAGAACCGUCACUGUUCGCUGGACUCCUGUGUUUGAUGGCGGCAAGCCCAUUACAGCCUACAGGAUCGACCUCAAAAACAAACAGGCAUCCUGGGAUACCGCAGUGAGUACCGAAGUGUCAAAUCCUGAACUGACUCAGCUGACUUUGUUGGAUUUGCGUCCGGCCAAGUCCUACAACCUCCGCAUGUUCGCCAUUAACAGUGUGGGCAUGAGCGAGGUCAGCAACGUUCUGACAGUCACAACGAAAGAAGCAGCACCAGACGGUCCUCCCCUGGAUAUGCAGCUGGAGGCCCUCACUCCUCACAGCAUCAACAUCACUUGGAAGCCUCCGAGGCUCGAUCAGAUAAACGGGGUUCUUCAGAGUUACAGCAUUAGGUACAGAGAGUACGACCCCGCAGGCAGACACUUCAAAAGGUGGCAGUACUUGAGUGUGACGGCAACACGGGAAGUAGAGAGCGUCGUCCUGAGCAACCUGAAGCCUUCCACCAAAUACGGCGUGCUUGUUCAGGCACUAACAAGCGCAGGGAUAGGACCUGCCUCGACUGCACCUCUCUGCUCCACUCUGGAUGAGGUUCACGUAACUUCAACAGCAUCAACUAUCAAGUCUACUUCCACUGCUGCCACGAUUUGGAUACAAGACGCUACGAGUUUCACUUCAGUUCACUCAACGUCAACAACUAAGACUGUUACUGCUGCCACAGUUUGGGGAGAAAGCACCACAACCAGUAUCACAUCAAGUGUCACAUCAGUGCCCCCGGAUCCCCCAGUGGUUGAGUUAAAGGAGGUCAAAGACAAUACUAUCUCCCUUCUAUGGACUCCUGGGUUUGAAGGUGACAGCCCCAUUACUGGCUAUUACCUGGAGUCUAAAGCAGUUAACGCCUCGUGGGAUUACAGAAAGACAGUUGUUGACUUCAGCCCCAACCAGACGGAGGCCACAAUAAUAGAGCUAAAUCCCUCCACGUACAACAUCCGCAUGUUUGCCAAGAACAGUCGGGGCACCAGUAAAGCGGGCAACGUCAUCACCGUCGCCACUGGAGAAGCAGGUCAUCAGAGGGAUGAUCAUCUUACCACCGUAUCUACUGAUACUCACGCUGCUGCGAGCGUUGAGGAGAGUCAAAGUGGUGGUCACAUGGCAGCCAUCGUGGUGCCAGUGGUGCUGUUGGUGUUGGCUGUUGCCACAGUAGCCACAUGGCAACUUCGACGAAUACAACAGAAAAAAGGCAGCCUGAACAUGUGGCUGACCAAUGGAGGGCUACGUGAAAGAGGCGCUGAGCCACUACAAGAGCUGUAAAACUCUGAGUUACUUUACAUUUUAGCCAACGACGAGGCUGAAACUCACACAUAAGCGAUACAUUUUAUGAAAUUUGAAAAGUAAGAUUAUAUAUAUAUAUUUCUGUUUGUUAUGUCAUUGAGGAGAGAAACUAAAUCUACAACAACUUCAUCUCUACUUUGUAAACACUCCCUAAAGAAGCUCUAAUCACAACACCAGCACAGUGUUGCCGAUACUUCCAAUAGUUUCAUGUUGCUGAAUUAACAUUAGUUAAUUUGUAAUUUUUCGUUGUUUCCUCUCUUUCUAACAAAAUGGAUCUUUUUACACUUUUAUAACAAUCAACAGGUCAUUAAAUUACUUGUUUUAUGUGACUUUAUGUGUAAUUAAAUAAUACCACAUCUUUGCUAUUUUGCUUAAGCGAUAGUAAUAAAUGUCCACAGUGUUUGUUCAUCAACAUGUAUUUUAUUUUAUUGGGUAAAACAUGUUGUGUCAUGUAGAAAAUGAACACAACAUAUUUACUUACCAGCCACCAGCUGUGCAGGAUGUGGCUGUUUUUAAAACUAUGCCAAAUGAAAUCAGCUGGUAAAAGUUUAAACAGUUCAAAUCAAACCAUAAAUACAUACAUGAUGGAAGGUAGUUUAUGAAUGAGCUGUUGAGAUAACAUUGUCAAAAAUAAAAAAAAAAUCCCUCUAUCCCAUUCUCUUCUUUAA